CAUUAUGACCUUAGGAGGAGGAGGAGGAGGAGGAGGAGAGAUGGAGGAGAUAGUCAUUGUUGGUGGGGGCCUUAGUGGCCUUGCGACAGCCCUUGCUCUUCAUAGGAAAGGGAUUGCCAGUUUGGUGCUCGAAAGAUCUGAGUCUUUACGUGCAAGCGGAGCAGCCAUAACCAUCAGGACCAACGGGUGGCAUGCCCUGGAUUAUCUUGGGAUCGCCUCUGCACUCAGACAAACUGCUGUUUCUAUUGAAGGGUUUGCCAGUAUUAAUCUCGAUUGGAGCAUGCAGCAGACGAGAUCACCAAUAAGUAGGGGAGAAACACGGUGUAUAAGACGCAGUGAUCUCAUUGAAGCUUUGGCUAGAGACCUUCCACCGGGGUCGAUCCGGUUUGGGUCCUAUGUCAAGUUCAUCAAAUCUGAUCCCUUUUCUUCCUGUCCCAUCCUUCAUCUGAAUGAUGGUAGUACCAUCAAGGCCAAGGCUCUGGUGGGAUGUGAUGGGGUGAACUCAGUUGUCCUAGACUAUCUGGGAAUGAGGCCUACCAAUUUUUCAGGUUCAUCAGCUUUCCGCGGUUUCACAAACUACCCAGAAGGUCACGGAUUCGAGAACUUGUUUUUCCUUGCUACAAGAGGGAAAGUUUUGCUGGGGAGAGUGCCAGUGGAUGAUACUCUUGUCUACUGGUUCAUAACCCGUCAUUGGACACCAGAAGAUUUAAAGAUUUCAAAUAACCAAGAUUUGAUGAAAAGCUCGAGCCUCGAGUCAAUCAAGGAUUUCCCCGAGGACGUGACAAAGAUGAUAGAGAAGUGCGACCGCAGCUCUCUCUCUUGCAUGCGGUUCAGAUACCGAGCUCCGUGGGAUCUGAUGGUGGAAAGCUACAGGAAGGGAACCACUACAGUUGCAGGCGAUGCACUGCACGCGAUGAGCCCAUUCAUUGGACAAGGUGGGUCUGCUAGUCUAGAAGAUGCCAUAGUUCUCACUGAGUUUUUGGCACAAAAGCUCCGAGAGGUUGGUCCAGACAGGCCGCAUCAGGAAUUGAUGGGGAAGUACGAAGAGGCACUGGAAGGAUAUGUGAAGCAUAGAAGGAUGAGACUUGUUAGAUUGUCGGCACAGUCUUAUCUCAUGACUAAAUUGGCUGAGACAUCCUCUGUUCUAGUGAAGACUCUUUGCAUCGCUGUAAUGAUCAUCUUCUUCAGGGAUUACACCGCUCAUACUGAGUAUGAUUGUCGCCGCCUCCGACUCUGAGUGCGUGAGGCAGGACUCGAGAAGUCAUUUAUAAUCUUGUAUGGAUUCUUUUACUCGAUAUACAAACUGAUGCUAAUAAAUAAUAAUAAUCUGAGACCACGCUUUGGUCAUUA
Punica granatum (pomegranate) is the source of this 1350-nucleotide messenger RNA. NCBI's taxonomy places the organism in Eukaryota, Viridiplantae, Streptophyta, Magnoliopsida, Myrtales, Lythraceae. The record is from RefSeq and is a predicted model, not a curated record.